Messenger RNA from Daucus carota subsp. sativus, 1834 nucleotides. RefSeq lists its product as uncharacterized. NCBI's taxonomy places the organism in Eukaryota, Viridiplantae, Streptophyta, Magnoliopsida, Apiales, Apiaceae. The transcript has 7 exons. Bases 179 to 1432 code for a protein of 417 amino acids. The record is from RefSeq and is a predicted model, not a curated record.
UAAUUCAAGUGAUCAUCAAACUUAUUCGUUAUUCCAAAGGGGUCAAAACGACACCGUAGGGAUCGUCCAAAGAGAGCCGUUAAAUUCAAGAGCAUCGUCAUCUCAAUUCUUGAACACAUAAUACUAAGCUACCAAUAAAAGCCAACCAAUCAUCUCUAUUACCACUUUAUCCUCGAUCAUGAAAAUCUUGACAUCUUCUUCCACAUUCCCACUCUUCAAUAAAAAACACCAUCAAAAUUUCCCAUCAAAACCCAACAAAAUCUCUGAUACAAAAUUAAGGUUCAGGCCAUGCAUGGUCUCAAUCAAGCCUCCGCCUCCUGGUUUUGAUUUUCGAACUGAAUAUCUGCUCGAUUCUCGAGAAACUAUAGCGCAAACCCAUCCCGAGUUGCUUGACUUGGCUGAUAAUGGAACAUUGGUACUUAUUAGGAAGAGUCAGUUUGGUCCUGUUCCUGGUUGGCGAACUGAGUUCGUUGAGCCUGAGGUUAUUUGGUUGAUUGGUACUUCUCAUGUUUCUUCACAGUCCGCUGUUGAUGUCGAACGUGUUGUCCGGACGGUUAAGCCUGAUAAUGUUGUUGUGGAACUCUGUAGAAGCAGCUUAAAUUCACUGGUUGCAGAGUUCAUUUUCAGAGCUGGUAUUAUGUUCACUUCAAAUGACAAUGAGAAUGGUCCAAAAUUGAAGUCUAAUAUGUUUUCCUUGAGUGGGGAUGGUUUUUUUGGUGCUGUUGGCCGUAGCUUAAAUUUAGGGGGUCAAACGGCUCUGGCACUGCGUCUCUUGUUGGCAAUCUUAUCCUCAAAAGUAUCAACAGAUGUCAAGCGUCCUUUUGGGGACGAGUUUAGAGUUGCUCGGAAGACAUCUGAAGAAGUUGGUGCUCAGAUAGUUCUAGGAGAUCGUCCAAUUGAAAUAACCCUUGAAAGGGCUUGGAAUUCACUUAAAUUGAGCGAGAAAGUAAACCUAAUUGGAUCCGUUGUUCGUGGAAUAACAUUGACAUCUGAUAUUUCAAGUGAUACUUUGAAGGAAUCAAGCUCUGAUAACAGCAAUUUCCAACUUUACGAACAAUUAAGCUUCUCAUUCCCAUCCUUGCUGCAGCCUCUUAUACAUGAACGUGACACAUAUAUUGCUUGGUCUCUAAAGCGGAGUAAAGCUGUGAACAGCAGUAAGAAAGUGGUGGGAGUUAUCGGAAAGGGCCAUAUGAACGGAGUUAUAUAUGCUCUGGUAUCAGAUUCUGGAGAAUUAAGGUUUCGGGACCUUGUUGGACAAAGGUCUUCUGGCAAUGAGAAUGGUGGCUGGCUUGAUACUCUAGCAAAGAAUUUGGUAAGAGACACUGUCAUCGGCGUUUUGCUGUGGGCAUUAUUUGAACAGCUAAAUACCGGUGUAUGGAAUAUUGACUUUGCGUCCUGGUCUGAAUUUCUUGGUGAAAGAUGGGCUCUAUAAGUUUAAUAUUCUUUUUAUUUUAUUACGAAGAAGAAGAAGAAGAAGAAGAAGAAGAAGAAGAAGAAGGAGAUACUCACGGUCACGGUUUGUGUAGACCAGGCAAUCUAAGAGUUAGACAAAAUGGAGCUUCCAAGCACAAGUGUACUACUUGAAGUAAAGAACAAACAGCAGGUGUUGUGUCAUAUGCAAUAUAGCCUACGGUCGCAUUCCAUAUAUGGCAAAGGUGAUCUAAUGAGAGAAGUUUAGCAUUUGUAAGAUCAGUACACGUAGAUAUAUAUAUUUUUAGUCUUGACAAGAAUUAUAGAACGCUAGUUGUAAACAGAAAUUCUCUGUGUACUGUCUGUACUUGCUUGGGUGCAAUGAUUUCUAAUGCUAAAGCAACUGCUCCCCAGCUUUAAGGAA